Medicago truncatula (barrel medic) is the source of this 1695-nucleotide messenger RNA. RefSeq names its product ribosome-binding ATPase YchF. Gene Ontology annotation, molecular function: ATP binding; ATP hydrolysis activity; GTP binding. The coding region runs from base 110 to 1363 and encodes 417 amino acids. Gene Ontology annotation, cellular component: cytoplasm. The transcript has 11 exons. The record is from RefSeq and is a predicted model, not a curated record. NCBI's taxonomy places the organism in Eukaryota, Viridiplantae, Streptophyta, Magnoliopsida, Fabales, Fabaceae.
AUAUAUAGAGAUAGAACAAUCAUCACACCGUAGCCAUUGAAAAUGUUCAUAGAGAAGAAGAGAUAACAACAACAACAACACUCUCUCUGCGCUCUUCUCUAUUAUAAUAAUGGCAACAAAACUAGUACCCAGUUUAGUUCAUCCUUUGAAAUCAAGGUUUUUCGGUAAUACUCUUUUAACCAAACAAUCUUCUUUUCACCUUUAUGGGGUUCAACCAAAGCUUUCAUAUUCUUCUUCUUCUAAGAUAAGCAUGAGUCUCAAAGCUGGUAUUGUUGGUCUUCCUAAUGUUGGCAAAUCUACUCUCUUCAAUGCCGUUGUUGAAAACGGAAAGGCUCAAGCUGCCAAUUUUCCUUUUUGUACAAUAGAGCCAAAUGUAGGGAUUGUUGCCGUUCCAGAUUCUCGUCUCCAAGUGCUAUCCGAUCUCAGUAAAUCUCAACGAAUGGUUCCAGCAUCCAUAGAGUUUGUAGAUAUUGCUGGCCUUGUAAAGGGUGCAAGUCAAGGCGAGGGUCUCGGCAAUAAGUUUUUAUCACAUAUUCGUGAGGUGGACUCCAUACUUCAGGUUGUACGAUGUUUUGAUGAUAAUGACAUUAUUCAUGUGAACGGGAAAGUUGAUCCCAAGUCUGAUAUUGACGUUAUCAACUUGGAGCUUGUUUUCACAGACUUAGACCAGAUUGAGAAAAGACUGGACAAACUAAAAAAGGGCAAGACAAAGGAUUCACAAUCUAAAGUCAAGGAAGAGGCAGAAAAGACUGCAUUGGAAAAAAUUCGUGUAGCACUCUUGGAUGGAAAACCUGCACGAUCUGUGACCUUAACAGAUUUUGAGAGGGAAUCUGUAAAGCAACUUUGCUUGCUCACCAUGAAACCCAUUAUAUAUGUGGCAAAUGUUGCGGAGUCCGAUCUAGCUGAUGCAACAAACAAUGAUUACGUUACAGGUGUCAAGAAUGUUGCAUCUGAGUUGCAGUCUGGAAUUGUAACAAUUUCAGCGCAGGUUGAGGCAGAGCUUUCUGAACUAGCGCUUGAGGAAAGACAAGAAUAUUUGAAAUCUCUUGGUGUUAGUGAAAGUGGUCUUGGGAAUCUAAUUAGAGCAACAUAUGAUCUUUUGGGGCUGCGAACUUAUUUUACUUCCGGUGAGAAGGAGACAAAGGCAUGGACAAUACUUGCAGGAAUGACUGCACCUCAAGCUGCUGGAGUUAUUCAUUCUGACUUUGAGAAGGGUUUCAUUCGAGCAGAGACGGUGGCUUAUGACGACUUUGUUGCUGCUGGUUCACUUGGUGCAGCACGAGAAAAAGGACUCUUGCGGUCUGAAGGUAAAGACUACAUUGUACGAGAAGGAGAUGUAAUGUUGUUUCGAUUCAAUGUAUAAUCGAACUUACUACUCCCAGAUGGGAAUCAGUGAAAAUGUUGAGAUAUAAUUUACGACCAAGAUCAGGAAAAUUUUCAGCCAAUUGCUCGUUAUAGUUUGCAAAAGCAUUGUUUUUGUUUGUGAUAAAUGUGAGAGAAUGCUCCAACCUAGGAGUCCAUGGAUUGAGACAUAUAUACUACAGAUCAGAAAUUUUUCAGCCAAUUUCUAGUUAAACUUCGGAGAGGCAUUGUUUUGAUUUAGUCACAAUUUUUUUCUUUUCCAUAUUGUAAUACAUUAAAUUUGCUUGACAAUUUAUUGAUAUAUUAACAAUAAUGAAAAAUAUCUCUUCCUCA